GCCAUAUUAUUGUCUGGAAAUUCUGGGUUCCACAGAAGCCCCAUCGCUGCUCCUCAGAUAUUGUGCGUCCCGGAAGCUAUGCUGCCACAGUGCACUAUGGGUUUACAAGAGCAACAAAAGGUGAAUAAAUCUCUGGAGUUGGUGUCAUUUGAGGAUGUGGCUGUGGACUUCACCUGGGAGGAGUGGCAGGACCUGAAUGAUGCUCAGAGGACUUUGUACAGGGAUGUGAUGCUGGAGACCUAUAGCAACCUGGUGUCACUGAAUGUCCAGAUAGACGAUGACCUAGUGGAGAGGAACCAGGAAAGUCAUGGUAGAUGCUUGCAGCACAUAGUAAUCACCAACAGCAACACAUCAGCUGAGGAGAGAGUUGUGUUAGGAAAAUCAUGUUAUUUGAAUUCAUAUCAUGUUUUAAAUCUGAUUAUAAGUAAUGGAAACUAUUCAGGAAAGGGACAUGAGGAGUUUUGCCUAUGUCAGAAUGCACUUCUUCCUCAGAUGCCUGCUGGAGAGAAACUUUAUGACCAUGAUAUAACUGGAAAUUUUCCCAGACAUCAUGAGCAUCUUAGUCAGCAUCCCAAUAUUCAAAGUGGGAUGCAGCCUUUAGAAUACAGUGGAAAAGGGAAAUCCUCCAACACAGAGCCAAUAGAAUUUACCCAUGAAAAUAUUCAUAUGGAUGACACCACCUAUAAAUAUAACGAAUAUGGGAAAGGCUGUGGGAAGUCAGCUGUCAUUGACCAAGAAAUAAAUCAGGUAGAAAGGAAAACUUUUCAAUGUGAUGUAUGUGGGAAAAUAUUCUAUAAAAAAUGUGAACUCACUAAACAUCAGAUUAUGUACAUAGGAGAGAAGCACUAUAAAUAUACUGAAUGUGAGAAAUCUCUUAUUAAGAAAUUACACCUUACCUCACACCAGAGAACACCUAUGCAGGAGUAUCUUUAUGGUUGUAAUCAACAUGAGAAAAUUUUUUGUCAGAAGUCAGACCUUACAAUGCAUCAGAGAAGUCACACAGGAGAAAUUUACUAUGGAAGUAUUAACUGUGGAAAAAGCUUCUGUGAGAAUUCACUCCUCAGCCAUCCUGAGAGAAAUCACACAGAUGAAAUACCAGAUGGAUAUAAUGAAUGGAGAAAAUUUUUCUACCAUGAGUCUGCCCUUACUCUAUAUCAGAGAAUAGACACACAUGAGAAACCAUGUAAAGAAUAUAAAAAAUCGUACAGUAAUAAAUGUGGUAAAACGUUUUGCCAAAAGUCACACUGCAGCAGCCUUCAGAGAAUUCACAGAGGUGAGAAACCUUGUGAAUGUAAAGAAUGUAGGAAAGCUUUCCUCUAUAAGUCAGUCCACAUUUUAUAUCAGAGAAUUCACACAAGUGAGAAACCAUAUGAAUGUAAAGAAUGUGGAAAAACCUUUAACCGAAGGUCAAACCUCAGCAUGCAUCACAGAAUUCACACAGGUGAGAAACCAUAUGAAUGUGAGGAAUGUGGAAAAGCUUUUAUCCAAAAGGCAGACCUCAGUAGGCAUGAGAGAACCCACACUGGUGAGAAACCGUAUGAGUGUAAAGAAUGUGGAAAAGCUUUUAACCAAAAGUCAUACCUCAGCAUUCAUCAGAGAACUCACACAGGUGAGAAACCAUAUGAAUGUAGAGAAUGUGGAAAAACUUUUAACCGAAAGUCAAACCUUAGCAUCCAUCAGAGAAUUCAUACAGAUGAGAGACCAUAUGAGUGCAAAGAAUGUGGAAAAGCUUUUAACCAAAAGCCAUACCUCAGCAGCCAUCAGAGAACUCACACAGGUGAGAAACCAUAUGAAUGUAGAGAAUGUGGAAAAACCUUUAACCAAAAGUCACACCUCAGCCACCACCAGAGAAUCCACACAGGCAAGAAACCAUAUGAAUGUAGAGAAUAUGGAAAUACUUUUAACAAAAAGUCACACCUCAGUAGCCAUCAGAGAACCCAGACAGAUGAGAAACCAUUUAAAUGUAAAGAAUGUGGAAAAGCUUUUAACCAAAAGGUAGACCUCAGCAGGCAUGAGAGAACGCACACAGGUGAGAAACCAUAUGAAUGUAAGGAGUGUGGAAAAGCUUUUACCCGAAAAUCAUACCUCAGCAUUCAUCAGAGAAUUCACACAGGUGAGAAACCUUAUGAAUGUAAAGACUGUGGAAAAGCUUUUACUCACAAGUCAGAUGUCAGCAGGCAUGAGAGAAUUCACACAAGUGUGAAAUCAUAUGAAUGUAAAGACUGUGGGAAAGCCUUUAACCAAAAGUCAUACCUCAGCAGGCAUGAGAGAACUCACACAGGUGAGAAACAGUAUGAAUGUUAAGACUGUGGGAAAGCUUUAAACCAAAAGUCAUACUUCAGCUUUCAUCAGAGAACUCACAUGGGAGAGAAACCAUAUGAAUGUAGAGAAAGUGGAAAAACUUUUAAACAAAAAUCAAACCUUAGCAGUCAUCAGAGAAUUCACACAGGUGAGAAACCAUGUGAAUGUAAAGAAUGUGGGAAAACAGUUUACUAGAACUCACCGUAAUAGACAUGAACAAAUUCACACAUGGGAAAAUCUCAAUUAACAUCUUGGCUGUGGGAAAAGGUCUUGCCAUAAAUCACACCUCACAUUUUAUCAUGGAACUUACACCAAGAAGAAGCCCUAUAAGUGCACAACUGUCCCUUGGUAUUGGAGGUUGGCUCCAGGAGCCCCUGUUGAUGAAAACACAAAUGAUCAAGCACAUUCUAUAAAUGGUGUACUGUUUCAAUAUUACCUGUGCACUUUUUUCCAUGUUCUUUUCAUCUUGAGUAGAUUAUAUAUAUUGCUGAAUACACAAGGAAUUCCUUGUAAAUAGUUACACUGUGUUGUGGUUUUUUUUUUUACUUGUAUUAUAGUUUUAUUUUUUUCUUUUGGUUUUUAAGAAUUUUUAUGUGUUUGGCUGAAUCAGCAGAUGUGCAACCCUCAGAUAUAGAAGGAGGUCAAUAAUUGUGAAAACAUCUUAUUUCAGCAGUUACAGGGCUGGCUAUAGUUAGUGUAUUGUUGGUUAGAGCAUUAUGCUGAUAACACCAUGGGUCCCUGUACUGCCCAGCCACAGAAAAACAAAAACAACCCCCCACCCCCCGAAAGAACAAAGAAAAGUAAAAAGAACUUACCCAGUAGCAGUCAUGAGAUAAUUUCCAGUGGGGGGGUGGAAUUUUGCGUGUAUUAGAAUAGGUAUGUAUUUCCUAAAAAAUACCUUUAUUCUCUUGUACACAUGCCUUCAAUCUCAACCUUUAAUUAUAGCUUGUGGAAUCAUGUAAUUUGGCUUUGUUCAGGGAAGUAUGAAGACAGCUGAUAAAUGUUACUUACAGGCCAGGCAAUUAAAAAAAAAUGUUCAUGGA
This is a messenger RNA of Galeopterus variegatus (Sunda flying lemur), 3344 nucleotides long. RefSeq names its product zinc finger protein 345-like. The record is from RefSeq and is a predicted model, not a curated record. NCBI's taxonomy places the organism in Eukaryota, Metazoa, Chordata, Mammalia, Dermoptera, Cynocephalidae. The transcript is spliced from 4 exons. Gene Ontology annotation, biological process: regulation of immune system process; regulation of cytokine production; negative regulation of transcription by RNA polymerase II.